AUGCGCGAGUUGCAUGAACGGGAACGCCUGGAGCGCUGGACUGUGGACGUGGGGCAAAUCGGGCUUUGCAAUGAUGAGACAUUGCCUGAGUACCUUGUAGCGUUUGUGUGGACGUUUGUUGGACAAGGCAGCGGGCUGCAUGGGCAGUUGCUGCUGAAAGCGGGGUGGUUGGUCAUCUCGCUGUCUAAUGACGCCGGGGUGCGGUGA
Molecule: messenger RNA, 207 nt
Organism: Aphanomyces astaci
Lineage: Eukaryota; Oomycota; Saprolegniomycetes; Saprolegniales; Verrucalvaceae
Exons: 1
Coding region: 1-207 (68 amino acids)
Source: RefSeq, a predicted model, not a curated record